This is a messenger RNA of Hyaena hyaena (striped hyena), 2043 nucleotides long. RefSeq names its product collagen alpha-1(I) chain-like. The record is from RefSeq and is a predicted model, not a curated record. NCBI's taxonomy places the organism in Eukaryota, Metazoa, Chordata, Mammalia, Carnivora, Hyaenidae. Bases 1 to 2043 code for a protein of 680 amino acids. The transcript has 5 exons.
AUGGCCGGCGGCGGAGGCUGGGGUCCGGGCCGAGGCGGCGGCGGCGGCGGCCCUGCGCGGAGGGAGGGGGCCUCACUCCCGGGCGGCACAGUCAGGCCCUCGCACCGAGGCAACCAAAGCAGCCACCCGAAGCCGGGCCCCGGCCUGGAGCCCCCGAAGACACCUCUCCGAGCUUGGCGCGCCCCCGGCCCCCCGCCAGCCCUCGCGCCCCAAACUUACACACGCAGCGCCGCAGGGAGGGGGGCCGCGGCCUCGGGGACGGGGCUCAGCGCCGGCGGGGGCCCCGCGAGCGGCGGGCGGCUGGGCUCACGGCGUGCGAGCGGGGGAGAGCGCGCGCCUCGGCCCCGGGCCCGCCCGGCUGCGGCCCCUCGGCAUCCUCCGGCCGCCCUGGCGCCAGCUCGCGGCUCCGGCACAGACAUGAAGCGGGGGCCGCGCACGCCUAAGAAGCCCGCGCCAGCCAAUCAGCGCCGCGCGCCGCCCAGCCUCCGCCCCCCAUUGGCUGCGCCCGCGACUCCCGGACCGCCGGACUCCCGGGCUGACCCGCCGCGCCUGCCCCCCUCCGCCCGCGGGCCCCCUCCCCGCGCCCUCCCGGCGGCCCCUGCUGCCCGCGCCCCCCGCCCGGACCCUCACCCACCGGCCGGCCGCUGCGCCCCCUCCUGCGGACGCUCCGGGACCCGCCUCCCCCAAGGCCGCCUCCCCAGGAACCACCCGCCUCCAACCGGGCACCCCCUGCCCGGGAGCCCGCGUCCCGCGCCCUCGGGCCGUCUGGGCGUCCGCUCGCAGGACCCCCGCCCCUCCGCUCUCCCGGACCCCACCUCCUUCACCACUGAGCGGGGCCGGCCGGGGGUCCCAGCCCCCGACCCGGACGGUUCCCUCCCCCCGACUCGGGCCGCGGCUGAGCAGGGCGGGGGCACAGCUUCGGGGCGGCAGGGCGGAGGGCAGCGGCCGCCGGGCUCAGCGGGCCGCGGGGCCCCGGACCGGAGGCCGCUCAGGACUGUGCUCGACGGGGUGGGGGUGGCCGGGCCGGCGGCUCCGGAGAGGGGGAGGGGGCGUCCCCUUCCCGGGCGUGGCCUUCGCAGACCAACGGGCCGAACUGCCUGGGGCGAGGCCGCGGAGACCCGGGCUGGCGCCGGCGCCGGCUCGCAGGAGACGCCUCCGGGCAGGAGGAGGCAUUUUUCCCUCCCGGGGGUCCCCGAGGCGGCCCCUGGGGAGAGGCAGGCCACAGACGGCGACCUCUGUCCCCGAAGUCACCUGGAACUGCUCUCCGCACCCCCCGCGCAGAGACCCCGCUCCGAGGGCGGAGUGGCCCCGUGCACAGCUCCCCUCGCCGUCUCCCAUUGCUCAGACGGCGAGACCGAGGCUCCACGGGGGCCUACGGUCGACGAGGGGGGAGGGGGUCGGAAACAAAGAACUUCGGGGUGUCGAGACAGACCAGCCCCGGGCCGCGCCCGGGCCGCGGGCACAGCCCCGGGGCUUCUGCGUCCGGCUGUGCGUGGAUCCGUGCGAGGCCCCGGCGCGGGUAGAGACGCGGGACCGGAGGCGCGGAGCCCCCUCGGGCUGACACCCGCGCGUCCGGCCGCUGCGCCCCCCGCUCGGCGGGCUCCGGGGCGCGCGGGGCUCCGCUGGCUCCGGGGCGCGCGGGGCCGGCCCGGGGCGCUCGGGGCUCCGGCCGCAGAAGAGCAGGCCGGCGCCCGCCGCAUGCAGCGCCGGGACCCGGAGCGGGACGGCGAGGCCAGGCCGGGCAGGAGCUUAUUUAUCAAAGACCCCGGCACCCCCGGACAAUCCCGGGUGUCGGGCGAGACUGCCGCCAGCUCGAGCCCCGGGCCCCAGGCGGGAGCAGCCGAGCCGGACCGGGCCGUGGACGCCGGAGCCGAGCAGACGCGCGGGGCCCUGCGACCCGCGCCCUGGCUCGCGGGGAGGCGGCCCCUCCGCGCGCUCGGGAAAGCAGGUGGCCUGAGAGUCCCCGAGAAAGCAUGGGUCCUAACAGCUCAAGAUGCUUUCUCCCGGAAGCUGGAGGAGCAGGGUUCCGAGGCCACUUUCUAG